GACGCGUGACCGCUGAUUGGCUGAGACCACAAUCAGGAAGUAGUGUAACGUUACAUUUAAACAUGCAAACAAACUGUUCGUAGCGAAAGCGGACUCUGUGUUGCAGUUCUGAGAUGACGGUGAAGAGCAGUCGUGCAGCGCGUCUGCAAUAAAAACACUUAAUUUGUUCAGUGUUUUAACAUGUUUGUUGCUCUCUGUCCGACUGUGGUGUGUUUACUCCAUCAUGAUGUCUGCAGCAGUGUCUCUCAUCAGUAUGUCUCAUUGGGAGUGUGGGAAAAGGAGGAUACGGUUCUUGUAUCUUACAAAAAACAACUCGUUUAGUGUUGCUAAACCGAGCACAAAUGAGGAUGAGAUGAUCCCUCUCUUUCUCGGAGCUGAUCUGUUUUCAGACACAGACGUUCGCAGUGAAAACCAGCCCAGAUAUCAUGCCAAAUUUGCUAAACGAGGAUUGGCAACUAAGCUGGUUUUCCCAUCAGACUGCAGAUUCCAAGGGCUGCGUCUUCCUCGCUCCAGCAACAGUCUGUGGUUCUACAGCGUUCACGGAGUUUUUCGAGUAGCGUUUGAACUGUAUGGCAAACAAGAUCAGCUCUCAAUUAUGGAGUCAUUUCAGGAUCUGUGGAAAUCUCGAAUAAAUGACAACAACUUGAGCAUGACCUAUCAUCUCGGUGCCCAGGACGUUCAACCCCCAAAUAAUCAAGAGGCGCGAACAGUUUUGGAAAAUAACAAUACAUGUUCAUCAUACCAAGUUCAUCGGGACUCUAACGAAGGAGAAACAAACUUCUUUCCAAUAAGCACAGAUCAGUCAGAUAUCUCAUCAUCUUCAGACCAUGACUACUGCUCCUCAGAGCAAACAAACUUAAGCCCGUCUGCUUCACUUGCGCAGAAACUUCACAGCCUAGGAGAGAAAGUGAAGGUAUUAACGAAUAUCGAAGCAGAACACUUAAAGACUGCCACAAAGAUCCUGGACUAUGUUGAGUGCUGUAUUACUGGGAUGAUUGAUGAGGAAAGACUGAUGGAAACUGUGAUGGCGCUGUUUCAAACUCAUUUUCAGAGCUACUCCGUCUACUCGAGCAGUCUGCUGAAGGCUGUGGCAGGUUGGCUCGGCCAGCAGUUCAAUGCAGCCAACGGCACCAUCAGCCACCGCGUGGAAGGCUUUAAGGCUCAACACAUCGAGCACAUUACGAACCUGCCGCCUCCAGAGGAGCUGGCAACUGAACUUUUCCCAGAGGCGAUGCGAAAUCUUCUCGCGCACUGGAUGGGUCUCAGUGACGAGGCAGAGAACUGGAAAAGACACAGCGAAUACCCCAUUUUAUUGCUUAUCCUAGAGUUUGCCAAUCACAAUCUCAUCACAGGAGUGGCCCAUGUACUGUAUUCUAGUCUAAUAUGCAAAUAAGCGUACUUUGAUGAAGGUUAUACAGAGAGGUGGACAGUAGUGAAGUAUUUUUAUUUUUCUUUAAAAGUACUUUUCAAGUGUCUGUAUUUAAUCAAAGUGUUUUUCUUUACUUCACAGAAGGGUCUUAUCUAGCGAAACAAUCAGUUAUUUUCAUUCUAAAAAAUACAAUUUAAAUACUUUUUAUUCUCAAAUGCUCGUCUUGUCUUGCUCUCCCUGAGCUCUGUGUAUUCUGACUCAAGGCAGUUAGGGUAUGUCGAAAAACUUCAUAUUUUCAUAUUUUCUCCCUCAACUUCAAAAAUCAUUUCAAAAUCAUCCUACAUCACUGCAGAAGUACCGACACAGUCUUUACAAAGUGAACAUGUGAAGAAGAUCAAACACCCUUAACAAAAGGGAGAGGGAAAACAUGAGAUGGGAGUUUUUUGACAUACCCUAACUUUCCAGGCAGAGUAAGACAAGACGAGACAUUACAAAGUAUAUAAAUUGUAUUAUUUUUAUGAAAAUAACCGAUCAUUUUGACCCUUCUUCCUCAGCUGGGAUCGUUUACAACCGCAUUUGUGAUCGUUGAAGCUGCAUUUAAACUGACUUUUGGAAGUUCGAAAUCGGGUUGACAUUAUCCGUAAAUUGUUUUUCUGGAAGUGGACUUCUCCUUUAAGUCCUCUUUAAAAGAAUGAAACCCAGACCCCUUUAAGUGGACCAAGUGAAAAGGACCCAGUUUUCUUUAUGUUCACACUGUCGCUGUUCCUGAAAGAGGACUUGGAUCCUUUUUUGUCCCACUUAAGCAGUAAUGGUGUCUCAGACCUCUUUGUUCUCUUUGACUGUUGCUUUUUGGAUCUAGUCCAGUUUAGUGUUUGAUGACUGACAUUAUGGCCUCCAAAAUUUUAAUUUUUUACUUUUUUUUUUUUUUUUUUUUUUUUUUUUUUUUUUACAUCUUUUGCACAAAAAAAUAUAAGUUUUGUACACCUUUGUAAUAUUUAAUCUGAAUUGUUUUCCCUGUUUAUUUUAUAGCACACCUGACUUUAAAACCUGCAGUGCUCAUGUUUAUUCAAUUAAAUCAUAGCCUUUUUCAUUUUAAUAAUCACAUUAUGCUGUAUGGCAGUACUUGUCUUUUGGUCCCCACUGCACUUUUUAUGGCCUUAAAAUUGGUGCAGUUAAAUUUAAGUCUUUACAAAGACCUGUGGAAAAAAGCAUUGAUGGCUUUGGGGUAGGAAAAAAAAUAAAAUGGACAAAUAAAAUAAAACAUAAUAAACUACUUUAAUUUUUUUUCAGGUACAGUAUAGGUAUCCUUAAAAGCAACAUUUAAGUAAGAAAUAUAAUAAUCAAAUGAAAAAAAUGAAAAUGCAUAUUAUUAACCCGUAUAAAUAACAUGGAUUCUACUAAUUCUCAUAUUAGGCUGCUGUACUAGAACUACAGUAAUGCACAGAUCAGUAUAUUGAUACACAUGUGAUUUCUUUCCCAGAUGUGUACAUUCGAUUGAGACAAACCAACUGUGUAUAUGUCAACCAUGGGUGCUUUUGACAGUUUAAACACAAUAUAUGCUAAAGAGAGUGUAGUUUAGUGCAUACUCAUAAAAUAUCAGAAAGCUUAAACUAACAAGGCACAUAGCCACAUCACUCUUACACAGUCUGAAAGCGGUUAAAAUUAAAAUAAACGCGUGUACCUUGCGAGCGAAAAAUUUGUAGCAAUCUGCCAGAAAAAGCAUUCAUUAUAAACAGCUGAUUUGUACAAAGACAUCUGAUGACCAUGAUCUAAGAGAUGGGGCAGCUUAUUGUACACUUUCUCCUCAACACAACAUCAACAGUGGUGAGAGUAUCUACGGUAGAAGGGUUUAUACACACCAAGUGUGUACUUGUGCUCUUUUAGCGAGACGUGGCAAUUAAUUUGGCGGGUGACUCUCACAGUGCAUUAUGGGUAUUCCCUAGCCUUAGGGGCCGUUCACACAGAACGCGUUUUUCCAUUCCAAUGUGUGUUUUUUGCAGGGCCUCUCACGAGCGCCGCGUUUUUAAGACGACGUGUCAAGUUAAAAGAAUUUCAACUUUUACACGCAGCCAGUCAGUUCCAAAGCAGUGGACCAAUCAGAAGAACUCGGAGGCGGGGCAAACAUUGCCAGCUGCUGUUUACAGUAGCAAGUUGUAGGGGUGUAAGAAAAUAUCGAUACACAUGUAUAUCGCGAUAUUUUGUUUGGCGAUUGUGUUUAGAUUCUCAAGAACGGAAUAUCGAUAUUAAAAAAAAAUAAAUAAAUCAUACAAGAUUCAUGACAGUUGCUUCAUUUUGAGCGUAUAUCCUGACCGC
Molecule: messenger RNA, 3682 nt
Organism: Labeo rohita (rohu)
Lineage: Eukaryota; Metazoa; Chordata; Actinopteri; Cypriniformes; Cyprinidae
Exons: 4
Coding region: 224-1393 (389 amino acids)
Source: RefSeq, a predicted model, not a curated record